UGCGCGCGCUUCUGGUGAAAAUGGGUUUUUAGCACACCUCUGACGUCAUCUGGUCAGCAUAUUGCCUCUAUUCUAAUCAGAAGGUUUGAGUGUUGGUUUGAAACAUUAAUCGCUGUUGGACACUGUUAAGAUCUCCAUCGGCGCGUCCUCAGGGGAUGGUGAUUGUGUUGUCAUGGUUUCAGGCAUGAUGUUGCCAGGUUUGAGACAGCAUCUUUCCGUGCGUCUGCAUCCGCAAUAAAGGCGCACUUGAGGAUGGAAAAAGCGACAGCCUGAAAGAGCGCAUUUACUGCACAAGGGGACAAAUUCACUAUUCAUCUCUUCACGCACCGCGUUAUAAAGGGACGUAUACCGUUUAUCAUGUCUGCGAAGGAAAGACUCAAAGGCAGAAUGACCAAAGACAGCGUUACCUUGCUGCCGUGCUUUUAUUUCGUGGAGCUCCCGAUUCUCGUGUCCUCAGUGGUCAGCUUGUACUUCUUGGAGUUGACAGACAUUUUUAAGCCAGUGCGUUCAGGCUACAGCUGCAAUGACCGGAGUCUCAGCAUGCCUUACAUUGAGCCCACAAAGGAGGUCAUCCCUUUCCUCAUGCUCUUCAGUCUGGCUUUCGCCGGGCCGGCAGCAACGAUUAUGAUUGGGGAAGGGAUCCUGUACUGCUGCUUGGCCAGAAGAAAUAUCAGCAUCAAAACAGAGGCUAACAUAAAUGCAGCUGGCUGCAAUUUCAACUCUUACAUCCGGCGGGCUGUGAGGUUUGUGGGGGUCCAUGUGUUUGGCCUGUGUGUCACAGCACUCAUCACAGAUAUUAUCCAGCUGGCUACAGGAUAUCACGCCCCCUAUUUCCUUACUGUGUGCAAGCCCAACUACACCAGCCUCAACACUUCCUGUGAUGAGAACUCUUUCAUUGUGGAUGACAUCUGCUCUGGAUCUGAUCCAGCUGCCAUCAACGCCGGCAGGAAGUCCUUCCCAUCUCAGCAUGCCACUCUGGCAGCCUUUGCGGCUGUGUACAUCUCCAUGUACUUUAAUGCAACUCUGACUGACUCAUCCAAGCUCCUGAAGCCACUCCUGGUGUUCUCCUUCAUCAUCUGCGGCAUUAUCUGCGGCCUUACUCGUAUCAUUCAGUUCAAGAACCAUGCCGUGGAUGUCUACUGUGGCUUUCUUAUCGGAGGGAGCAUAGCCGUCUACCUGGGUCUGUAUGCAGUCGGGAACUUUAAACCUAGUGAAGACACAUCUUUGAAGACACAUGCACAUCCUCCUCUCCGGCAACCACAGCCACCACAGCCUCCACCACAGCCCCAGCCAGUGAUGCCUCCACCUUCUAUGCGGGAGCCUCUGAGACCUCUACCUAACUUGAACACAGAUCCACCACGCUUAUUGCCACCUAAGAGCCUGAGCAUGCGGGAACGUCCCACCUCGGCACGCUCUGAAAGUAUCCUGCUACGUGGCCCGUCCUACAGAGAGAACUCCAUGUCCAGCUUGAAGAGGUCAAGCACAGAGGUGGAGUGCAUUACGCCACCCAGUCCUCUUUGCAAGGAGAGCUUUGUGACGUUCAGCAACACCCUGCCUCGCGUGCACUCAACCGGAUUUGAAGAACCAGUGCCUCGCCGCCAUGCCGCUAUCCAUGCCUCCAUGGACUCCACACGUUCCAAGCAGCUGCUCUCACAAUGGAAGACCAAGAACGAGAACCGCAAGAUGUCUCUGCAGGUGAUGGAGAAUGAGGCUGGACAACUUUCUCCCCAGCGAAACAUGGAGCUCCGCUGCAGCUCUGAACCCUCAGCUGUGGGCUUGGAUGGUGAGCUCCGUGGUGGACCUCCCGGACAGUACAUGAAGCUUGCCGCUAGUGCUGUGCCAUUAGCCAAUCAUAAUAACUCUGGUGGCCUAGCUGGUGGAGCCAGGGUAUCUAUCCAGUCACGACCAGGAUCCUCUCAGCUGGUGCACAUCCCUGAGGAGGCCCAAGAGUAUGUGAGCUCCUCACCUCAAGAAGAUUGUGAGGAGGUGAAUGAUGGUGGGGGAGGGGGUGGGUCGGCACGGUCGAAAUGGUUGAAGGUGGCAGAGAAGAGCACCGUCUGCCGGACUAACAGCCAGCCACGUAUAAUGCAGGUCAUCGCAAUGUCCAAGCAGCAAGGCAUGUUGCAUGGUAGUCCUAAAAGUGAGGCCAGCACCGUGAGUUGUACUGGAUCCAUCCGUUACAAAGCCCUGAUGGAUCAGGAACCUAACUCGGGCAUCGUUCGAGUGGAGGCGCACCCUGAGAGCAAGCCCGUGGUUAAACCACCUUCGACAGAUGGCAGUGGGUCCUGGAGGUGGAAACCGCAGGAGCGGGUCAGCAUCCGGCAGUCGCUUGAGCUCAAUGACCUGAACCGGGACUCUGAAAGCUGCGAUUCAUUGAAAGAUGGCUACGGCUCCAUAGAUGGCAACCGGAGCCUACCUGACAUCAGCAACCCCCAUCAUCCCCAUUUCCACCAUCACCACCGCCAACAGAGUAUCACCACCAUCCGAGUCACACCGGUGGAAGCCAGCAGUGAAGCCACCUCGGAAACUCUCUCUACCACCUCCAGUCGAGACUCCACCCUACGCAGGAAAGGCAACAUCAUCCUGCUGCCCGACAGAGGACCUAGUCCGGAUAACACCAGGAACCUGCCUCACUUUUUCAAACCCUCUCCUACACCUCCCCCCAUUUUGACGUUCAAAGAGUGACAGAGAACCCUUUCCGUACCAAUCCUAAGAGUUGCCUCGCUCUCUGAACUCUGAAGACUGGAGGCUCAGUUAAGGGAAUGAGUAGAGCUAGUCAUUCUGGGUAAAUCUACAUUCCCUGACCCACACAUGAACUCUCCAGAACACGUAAGGCAACGUUGUGCAUUUUCAAUCUACAUUCUGUAGGCCUCGUUACGGAAACAUAAGCACAAAAUAUGACAUUUGAGGCUGUUUGGUAAAGGUGAUUGUUUGAUUCGUCUGUGAUUUUUCCAGAUUCAUUUUGUUAUCGAAUCCAUUGUCUUAUCGGAAUCUGUCUGUUGUCUCAUGGCAACGUGGGUGCUUUUAAAAAUGUUGUAAAUUUAUAUAUAUUUUCGGAAUAUAAAUAUUUGUAUGUGUACUGGACCACUCAAUCACAUGCUUAAGGAAAAUAACUGUUUUCACUAUGUCGCUAUGAAAUAUUUAAUACGGUCUUUCAAUCAGACUCAAUAGGAUUUUAGAAAAAUAGGAUAAUGUCAUUGUGAUGUUUACAGAAGGUUUUAGCGACAGUGUUUUUAACCAAAUGGAUGUUUUGUUUGGUGGGCUCGUUAACCAUAUACACUGUGUGUUUUGGUGACCGUGAAUGAGCUAUUUUCAUUCAAACAUCUGAAAGCGCUCUUUGCUGGCAUAGAGACAAUGAAUUUAUAGAGACUCAGCCUUUGGCAUUGUAAUGUAGAUGAACAAUACAUUCUUCAGAUAUUAAUGUCGUAUUACCUUUGUGUAAUAUAGAACUGUUAUUUGGUUCCACACAGGCCAUUGAGCACUAUUUCACUCAUAUACAGUAUAUAUUGAUUUGCAAGCCCCUGUAUUUUGUACAAGUGUGCUUUGAACACAGGUAUAAUUGUGUUUUAUGGCCCAUUGCUGUAUGUUUACAGUGAUGUAGUGUGCAUAUUUUCUUGGUUGUCCCCCCAUUUUGUCUGGCAGAAUGGGGUUAUAUAGCUACUGAGGUGCGCCGUCCUCUUCAUUGUUAAGCGUGUGGGCAUAAAUAAAUGACUCAUACUUCACUGCUCAUUGCAGAGAAGCAUACACAAUAUAAGAGCAAUAGGAACCCCCCAAAGGUACUUGUGGGAAUUCAUUGCUUAUUUUUGUAAACAACUAAAAAACACUAAUAAUCAUAUUCAUAGAGUGCCUCAAAAAGAACAACAUGCCUAUUAACCAGUGAUUACUUAGCUCCAUCUUGCAGUAACUGUGUACAAAAUGUUUCUGCUGUAAUUAUUAUGGUGCAGAAUUGACAGAUGCUCAUUGACUUUGCUUUAAAUAACCACUGUCUGUGCCAUCGAAUGGCAUCGGAAAACGGACACAGUCAUUGCAUAAUAACAAGUGCUGCAUAAACAAAAGUUUUAAUAAAAUCCACAUAAUAGACAAUGUUAGGAUUUGUCCUGUGUGGCAUGUGUAUUUCUAAACAGCUCUAAACUGUGUAUUUGUAUUUCUAGCUCAUUGUUUACAUCCUUGUUAGGAUCAUGUUGUAAUAUACAUAAAUAUUGCCAAAUAAGAAUGUAUGUUGAAAAAGGGGACAGAUACAUUUCAGUAAUUCAUGUACAGUGUCAUUUAUAUGAGGUUGGGCUUUUUUUAAUUGGACUUAAAUUUCAAUUAUAUAGUAUAUACCUAUUUUAAUGUGUCUGUUUUAAAAGAGUGAAUCAGAACCAAGACAUUUUAAAGUUUUAUAUGUGCUUGUACAGUAUAAUUGUACCCCACAUUAUGGCUUUAACCUGUCUUUACAUAUGCAUGGUGACUUAAUACUGUAUGUACUGUAACUAAAGGAUUUGUUUCGUUUUGUUUUUCUUUUGUAAAUGAUGCCUUUAAUAGUGAUGGCUGGUACUUUCUAAAGAAAUCAACCAGAUCUUUAAAUCUUUUUACCCCUGUAAAUAAGUAUUUGUAAAUUUUCCAGCAAACUGAGAUGUGAAAGAGAUCAGUGGGUUAUAAUAUGAGUGUCAUUGACACACUUCCUUUAUUAGUGCUCUAAACCAGAUCGAUAAAUCAGAGAAAUGGCCUUUCAUUCGAACACGUUGACAGAUAUUUGGAAGUUUUGCCUUGUUGAGGUUUUGUUUAGCAUUGUAUUUUAACUGAGGAUAUGUCUUAAUAUAUUGAAAUAAAUAUUUGGUAUCAUA
Pimephales promelas (fathead minnow) is the source of this 4826-nucleotide messenger RNA. RefSeq names its product phospholipid phosphatase related 4a (gene plppr4a). Gene Ontology annotation, biological process: axonogenesis; phospholipid dephosphorylation; phospholipid metabolic process. Gene Ontology annotation, cellular component: plasma membrane. NCBI's taxonomy places the organism in Eukaryota, Metazoa, Chordata, Actinopteri, Cypriniformes, Leuciscidae. The record is from RefSeq and is a predicted model, not a curated record. Gene Ontology annotation, molecular function: phosphatidate phosphatase activity.